GGUAAUUUUCUGUUAUGCUGGACCCCUUAUGCUUUGGUCUCAUGCAUCGCAACUUUUGGGGACCCUUACUCAAUGCCACUGCUCUUGGUUCACAUUCCCUCUAUGUUUGCUAAAUGCGCCGCGGUGAUGAAUCCUAUCAUCUAUGUGGGCCUGAACCAACAGUUUCGGGAUGCAUUCCUUGAGAUGUGUCCUUGCUGCAGUGGGAUUGUCGCCUGCUUCGCCAGCAAGUCCGAUGAUGACGAUGAUGAUGAUGACGCUGAUGCAGGGGAAGGCGCCGGAGGAUCGGGUUAG
Lingula anatina is the source of this 291-nucleotide messenger RNA. RefSeq names its product rhodopsin, GQ-coupled-like. Gene Ontology annotation, molecular function: G protein-coupled receptor activity. The record is from RefSeq and is a predicted model, not a curated record. Gene Ontology annotation, cellular component: membrane. Lineage: Eukaryota; Metazoa; Brachiopoda; Lingulata; Lingulida; Lingulidae. Gene Ontology annotation, biological process: visual perception; G protein-coupled receptor signaling pathway.